AUGGCCAUUUGCAACGGCCAUUUUGUAACGGCCACAAAGCCGUUACGAAUCUUAGUUACGAAUCCAGGAAUUUGGUGUAGUGGGGGUUUUGGUAAAAAAUCUGCUAAUAAGAAACUUAUUCUACUGUGUAAGAAUGUCAACCCUAAUAUUAUCUUCCUCUAUGAGACCAAAAUGAACAAAUACAUGGCAGCUAGGAAACUCAGAAAUAUGAGAUUUCCUUGUACCUUUAAUGUUCUAAGUAUUGGGAGAAAUGGUGGUCUUGCUCUUUCUUGGAUGAAAGAAGUACAAGUCAACAUUAUAUCAUCCAGUCUGAGGGGCAUCUAUGUUACUACUACUGAUAUAAUCCACUCUAAGACCUGCCAUAUUCAUUUCAUGUAUGGUGAACCUAAUAGUAGUCUAAGACAAGCCUUUUGGGAACAACAAUGUCAACAGAUCAACGUCCCUUUAGAUGAACCUGUUUUCUUUAUAGGAGAUUUUAAUGCCCUCAUAAGAACUGAAGAUAAAAAUGGUGGCCUAGAAGUAGAUGACCCUGAUUUUGAAAAUCUUAGAAAUUUUUGUUCUGUCUUUAAUCUGCAUGAUGCUGGUUUUUCUGGACCAAGGUGUACCUGGUCUAAUAUGCAACAAGGUUUUAACUAUGAGGAUACUUGUAUGCCUAGACCUUUCCAUUUUAUGGCCAUGUGGAUAGAGGAUCCUACUUGUAGAGAUAUUAUAGAUAAUUCUUGGUCUGUUAAUGUGGUAGGCUCCCCUGCCUACAAACUUAAAGUUACGCUCUUAAGUACCAAGAAAGGCCUAAGAGAUUGGAAUAAAUCUUCUUUUGGUAAUAUUCAAACUAAUAUAUCCACUAUUAGAAAAGAAUUAGUUGACCUCCAAAUUUUCAAUCCAACUGAUACUAGUAAUACUUCUAUACUUAAAGCCAGGUUGGAAUAUCUGUACAACCUGGAGGAGUUAUAUUGGAAGGAAAAAUAUAGAGAAGUCUGGCUCUUGGAAGGUCUUUUUUAUCAAAAACAUUGGGACAUUGUGGGAGAAGCUGUUGUUGAUAUGACUCAAACCUUCUUUAGAACUGGUAACAUUGCUAAGGUUUUUAAUCAUACCAAUAUAGCACUUAUCUCCAAAGUCCCUCUUGCUGAAUUGGUUACUCAGUAUAGGCCAAUAGGUCUCUGUAAUUUCAUCUACAAAAUUCUUUCUAAAAUUCUGGAUAAUAGGCUGAAACCCUUUAUUAACAAUAUCAUUUCUCAAAACCAAAGUGCUUUUAUCCCCAAGAGAAGUAUUUCUGAUAACAUUUUGCUAGCUAAUGAGGCCAUUUAUGCUGUCAAUCAUAAUGAUAAGGUUGAGGGGAUAACUGCCAUCAAACUUGAUAUGUCUAAGGCCCAUGACAACCUUGAAUGGAAAUUUUCUUGA
This is a messenger RNA of Papaver somniferum (opium poppy), 1398 nucleotides long. RefSeq lists its product as uncharacterized. NCBI's taxonomy places the organism in Eukaryota, Viridiplantae, Streptophyta, Magnoliopsida, Ranunculales, Papaveraceae. The transcript is spliced from 3 exons. The record is from RefSeq and is a predicted model, not a curated record. Bases 1 to 1398 code for a protein of 465 amino acids.